UCAAUCUAUUAUUAUCAGAAUGGCGAACAAGGAGGAAGAAAUGGAGGUUGACGAGAGUGAAGUUAUGGCAAUACAACAGCGAGAAUACUAUGACCACGACACCGCCAUCCCUGACCAGGACCAAGUCCUGAAUAAAGCAGGGAAAUUCGUAUUUCAAACAGGGCUGGAAGCUGACUUGAUCCAUUUUCUCCGAUUUGGUCAAAGAGGGAAUUUGUACACUGCUAAGUAUCACAAGAUAAAUCUACAAGACGCCGAAUGUGUCACAGAAUUAAUCAAAAAGGGAUCGGGAAUGCAGGCAGUAGCAAUAAUAAGACAAUUCAGUGACAGAAAUCUCGCUUACAAGCAGGAAUACCCAAUAUACGCUCUGGCAAUAUGCUGCAGGUCGUCCGAUCUAAACACAAAACGUGCAGCCUACGAUUCUCUUUCAUCUGUUUGCAGAAUCCCAUCACAUUUAUUUAGUUUCAUUAAGAAUUGCCAGGAAAUCAGUAAACAGACAUCGAAAGAUCACACUUCUGGAUGGGGAAGGGCACAUCGACAGGCAAUAAACGACUGGUACAUACGACAUGGAGCAGAUGAACAUACGCUGCGUCGUCUGGCUUCUCAUUUGACCAAAUAUGGAAAACGAAGUGGCUGGACUCAUCGAAGUGUCCUUCGUCGUGCCCAUGUCAAAGUAAAUAAAAAUUACCCUCAAUUGAAUGUUAAAAAAGACGAUCCUGCUUUGAAGUAUCUUAUUAUGCUUGCUACAAAGGGCAAAAAAUUUGCUGACGGUAAUGCUUUCACCAUAGCUGAACAAAAGAAAGAAGAUUAUGGAUCAUCAGCUUUGGCGAAGGUCAAAUCUUUCAUCGAUCACGUCGAGGAAGCAAGGACAUCAGAGAAUGCAGAACAAGUUCGUCAACUAAUUUUGAGGCACAAAUUAACUAGAGAACACAUCUCCAAUCGGUUUUUAGGUGAUAAAGAAGUUUGGAAGGCCCUUAUUCGUCAUAUGCCAUUGACUGCUGUGAUUCGUAAUUUAGGGAAAAUGUCAAAGUUAGGAUGCUUUGAAGAACAAGACUCAUUUGAGGAAAAUUUAGUCCUGGGUAAACUAAAAAAUACGGAGCUUAUAAGCAAGGCAAAUGUUCAUCCAAUCACAUUUCUAAUUGCACGAAAUCAGUACAAAACUGGACAGAGCAGAGAAAGAACAGUUUCAAAAAAUAGAAAAGGCAGGGCGGCUUUAAGCUGGACAGUUUCACAGAGAGUUAUUGAAGCUCUAUGGCAAGGUUUUAUCAUCGCUUGUCGUAGAUAUACCUCCACAAAUAAGAAUAUUCUGUUGUCUGUGGAAGUAGGCAAGUCUUUGGAGGAUAAGUUACCAAUUUAUGUUAGAGGAAUGGAAUCACUUCAGACAUUAGAUGUCGCGAUGACCAUGAUAAAAGUAAUGAAACAAAUUGAACCAAGCUGUGAGGUCAUUGUAUUUACAAAGAGUGGUGUGGCUUUGCCCGUUGAUUCUUCCCAGUGUCAUGAUGAUAUUUACAGAAUGAUACAAGAAUCCCCAGUGUCUGACGGAUCCCUGUCCUUCAAGUACGCCCUGCAAAACCAAAAAUAUAAUUACGACGCUUUUAUCAUUCUAACGGAUUCUGAAUGGUCAUCUUCAGAAAAUGUCCACCCAUCAGAUGCGUUUAAAACCUACUGCGACGCAGUGGAAGCAAUAAGGGAAACCAAACCUAAACUAGUAGUCUGUAAUAUGGUGCCCUCUAAAGUCACCAUUGGAGACCCGAAAGAUCGCAGCACUUUGACCAUCAAUGGUUUUGACUUGCACGUGCCAAGAAUCAUAAAUGACUUUAUUGCAGCAGAUGAGUGAUACUGAAAAUCUAUCAACUAUCUUAAUCGUGUCCACAUGGGUUUUAAAACCUAUUUCAAAUUUAUUUGUGUAUAUUUCAGAUAUAAUGUGAAGUAAGCUUACAGCUAAAAAAAAAACUGUAAGGUCUGCAUAUCUCAACACCUCUUAUUUGUUAGAAUUUGCAGCCCCCAGACCCCCUACCUUCUACUGCGUCCCCCGUUAUGAAAUUCCUGGAUACGCUGCUGUAUA
This is a messenger RNA of Saccostrea echinata, 2062 nucleotides long. Its product is annotated as RNA-binding protein RO60-like. The record is from RefSeq and is a predicted model, not a curated record. Gene Ontology annotation, cellular component: ribonucleoprotein complex. The transcript has 2 exons. Bases 20 to 1834 code for a protein of 604 amino acids. Lineage: Eukaryota; Metazoa; Mollusca; Bivalvia; Ostreida; Ostreidae. Gene Ontology annotation, molecular function: RNA binding.